CGCGAGCUCGUCCGGGUGGCGCCCCUCCCCCCGCGGCGACCCCCGCUCAGACUGACUGGGCCCCGAAACGGUGGCGGCGGUUUGUGGUCGUUGGUCCCAGGGAUUUAGGGCCAACAUUUGAAGACCCGAAGGGGAACUGCAACCAUGAACGAAGAAAAUAUAGAUGGAACAAAUGGAUGCAGUAAAGUUCGCACUGGUACUCAGAAUGAAGCUGCUUUACUUGCGUUGAUGGAAAAGACUGGUUACAACAUGGUUCAAGAAAAUGGACAAAGGAAAUUUGGUGGUCCUCCUCCAGGUUGGGAAGGUCCACCUCCACCAAGAGGCUGUGAAGUUUUUGUAGGAAAAAUACCUCGUGAUAUGUAUGAAGAUGAGUUAGUUCCUGUAUUUGAAAGAGCUGGCAAGAUAUAUGAAUUUCGACUUAUGAUGGAAUUUAGCGGUGAAAAUCGAGGUUAUGCUUUUGUGAUGUACACUACAAAAGAAGAAGCACAGUUAGCCAUCAGAAUUCUUAAUAAUUAUGAGAUUCGACCAGGGAAGUUUAUUGGUGUGUGUGUAAGCUUGGAUAAUUGCAGAUUAUUUAUUGGAGCUAUUCCUAAGGAAAAGAAGAAAGAGGAAAUUUUGGAUGAAAUGAAGAAAGUUACAGAAGGAGUUGUAGAUGUCAUUGUUUAUCCAAGUGCAACCGAUAAGACCAAAAAUCGUGGGUUUGCAUUUGUUGAAUAUGAAUCUCACAGAGCUGCUGCUAUGGCUAGGAGAAAACUAAUUCCAGGAACAUUUCAGCUGUGGGGUCAUACCAUUCAAGUAGAUUGGGCUGAUCCAGAGAAAGAGGUUGAUGAGGAAACCAUGCAGAGAGUUAAAGUUCUCUAUGUCAGAAAUUUAAUGAUCUCCACUACAGAGGAAACAAUUAAAGCAGAAUUCAAUAAAUUCAAACCUGGUGCAGUUGAACGAGUGAAGAAACUUAGAGAUUAUGCUUUUGUUCACUUUUUCAAUCGAGAAGAUGCAGUAGCUGCUAUGUCUGUUAUGAAUGGAAAAUGCAUUGAUGGAGCAAGUAUUGAGGUAACACUGGCAAAACCAGUAAACAAAGAAAACACUUGGCGACAACAUCUUAAUGGUCAGAUUAGCCCCAAUUCUGAAAACCUGAUUGUGUUUGCUAACAAAGAAGAGAGCCAUCCAAAAACUCUAGGCAAGGCACCAACUCUUCCAGCUCGUCUCAAUGGUCAGCAUAGCCCAAGUCCCCCUGAAAUCGAAAGAUGCACAUACCCAUUUUUUCCUGGAACAAAGCUUACUCCAAUUAGUAUGUAUUCUUUAAAAUCCAGUCAUUUCAAUUCUGCAGUAAUGCAUUUGGAUUAUUACUGCAACAAAAAUAAUUGGGCACCACCUGAAUAUUAUUUAUAUUCAACAACAAGUCAAGAUGGGAAAGUACUCUUGGUCUAUAAAAUCGUUAUUCCUGCUAUUGCGAAUGGAUCCCAGAGUUACUUCAUGCCAGACAAGCUAUGCACGACAUUAGAAGAUGCAAAGGAACUGGCAGCCCACUUUACAUUACUUCAUUUGGACAGGGAACACAAUCUCUUCAGCCUGGACCUAUGUAGAAGAAUUUGGAGAAAAUGAGCAGGUCCUUUCUGAUGUUGCUUGAGCUUAUUCUCCUGCAGUUGAUCUCAUUCCUGUUGGCUAAAUAUUAAGUCCCAUCACAACAUAAAGUUAAUGCUCAAAUGUUUUAGGCUUAACUUAUAAUACCAGAAAAUAUGGAAAAAAACUUUGCCUGUACAUCAGAUGACCUAAUUCCUUUUCUUCUAUUCCUAGAAACACCAUCACAUUUAUAAAUGAUCAUAUUCUUUUGUCACAUCUUUGGCUUAUUCUACACUGAAGAACAUAGUUGAGUUUUUGGAAAGUACAGGAUUUAUAGAUUUGGUCUUUAAUAUUCAUACACUUAUAUUAAUAUUGCAAUUAAUGAAGCAGGAAAUUAUUGGUGUAUAACAUGAAUGUUUAUUGUGUAACAGUAAUAUUUCAAUUAUAAAUAUUUUUUAAAAAAUAAUUUGGUUUAGUACAUGUCUUUUUCUACUGUAAGUUGAUAAUGGUUUCCUAAAGUUUAUUUUAUAAAGAUGAUUCAUUUUAGUUUUGUGGUACUAGUAGGAUGCUAAUGUUAAAUUGGUGUGUUGAGUUGUAUAAAUGUUUAUAUUAGUAUUUAAAUAAUGAAAUAUUGGACAGUUAGUUUACACCAAGUGUUUUUGCAGUCCAGGGGUGAAUGUUUCUGCUGGUUUCAUGCCUAGUGCAGUUUCAAAAAAGCGAAUAUGAAUUCACUGAUUUUUAUCUUUUCUUCAUGGACUCUUUCUUAGUGUCAGAACCAAAUUUGAAAAAAGCUUCAUGUGGAGCAAGAGAAAUCAGAGGUUCUCAUUUUCUGUAAUCAGAAAAAAAAAGACAAAACAAUAGCUAUCCAAGAAUGCAUUCUAGUAAGAUCUUUGAAGCAUUGUGUCAGUGAGAGGAACUGACUGAUUUGCAGUACAGUUAAUGCUGAAACAAUCUUUACCAGCAAUAUAGUAUUAUCAGGAUUUUGAAUGUUUAGAACAUUAUGUUAAAUUGUGAUUAUAGUUUUAAUGCUUUGUCUCUUUGAAUUAAAUCUGUAUCCACAAAGAUGUGCAGCAUAAUUGUUCAUAUAUUUAUUUACAGACUACAAUUUUCGUCGCAGCUCAAUAAAUAGUCUUUCCCCUAU
Messenger RNA from Talpa occidentalis (Iberian mole), 2701 nucleotides. It is a transcript of the gene RBM46, whose product is annotated as RNA binding motif protein 46. The transcript has 6 exons. NCBI's taxonomy places the organism in Eukaryota, Metazoa, Chordata, Mammalia, Eulipotyphla, Talpidae. The record is from RefSeq and is a predicted model, not a curated record. Gene Ontology annotation, molecular function: mRNA binding. Gene Ontology annotation, cellular component: nucleus. Bases 145 to 1602 code for a protein of 485 amino acids.